This is a messenger RNA of Mizuhopecten yessoensis (Yesso scallop), 3928 nucleotides long. RefSeq names its product ATP-binding cassette sub-family F member 2-like. Lineage: Eukaryota; Metazoa; Mollusca; Bivalvia; Pectinida; Pectinidae. Gene Ontology annotation, molecular function: ATP binding; ATP hydrolysis activity. The coding region runs from base 108 to 1976 and encodes 622 amino acids. The record is from RefSeq and is a predicted model, not a curated record. The transcript is spliced from 14 exons.
ACCGGAAACGAACCAUUGACGGAAGGAAGGCAUGUGUUUUGGCGCUACCGUCAUUCAUUAAGAAUUUUGUUGAAUAUUGACAAAGAUUUGACUACAUAAGAAUAAACAUGCCUUCAGACGCAAAAAAGAAGAGAGAUCAGAAGAAGAAAGAUGCUGCAAAGCGUGGAAAGAAGAGGACAACAGAAAAUGGAGAAGAUGGUGAAAACGAACAAGAAACGAACGGAGUGGCAACAAAUGGAGCUUCAAAUGGUGUACAUGAAAUAACAAGUGAGAUGAUGGAAAUGGACUUGAAAGCUAAGCACAGAUCUGUAACGGGAGUGUUAGCAUCUCAUCCCGAUAGUCGUGAUGUCCAUAUACAUAACUUAUCUCUCACCUUCCAUGGAGCUGAGCUAAUUGUCGACACACGUCUAGAACUUAAUGUGGGGCGGCGAUAUGGGCUGAUUGGUUUGAAUGGAUGUGGAAAGUCCUCCUUGUUGUUUGCUCUGGAGUGUCGAGAGGUGCCCGUACCUGAUCACGUGGACAUCUUUCACCUGAGUCGUGAGAUGCCACCCAGCGAUAAAACAGCCCUGCAGUGUGUGAUCGAGGUGGAUAAGGAACGUCUGAAGCUGGAACAUGAGGCUGAGGUCUUGGCAAGUCAGGACACUGAAGAAUCCCAUGAGCGUCUGAUGGACGUUUACGACAGAUUGGAGGAUAUGGAUGCCGACAAAGCCGAGGCACGUGCAGGGUAUCUCCUUUUUGGUCUGGGUUUCACAAAGGAGAUGCAGCAUACCAAGGUGAAAAAUUUCUCCGGAGGCUGGCGGAUGAGGAUAGCCCUGGCCAGGGCCCUUUAUAUUAAACCCUCACUGCUUCUACUUGACGAGCCCACGAACCACCUCGAUCUUCAGGCCUGUGUCUGGCUUGAAGAAGAACUUCAAGCAUACAAACGAAUAUUAGUGGUCAUAUCUCACUCCCAGGAUUUCAUGAACGGCGUCUGCAACACCAUCAUCCACUUCCAUCAACAGAAGCUGAAAUAUUUUGGAGGUAACUACGACGCAUACAUUCAGACACGAUUUGAAUUGGAAGAAAAUCAACAAAAACGUUACAAGUGGGAACAGGACCAAAUCUCUCAUAUGAAGAAUUACAUCGCCAGAUUUGGACACGGUAGUGCCAAACUGGCUAGACAAGCGCAGAGUAAAGAAAAGACGUUAAAGAAAAUGGUGGAUGGUGGUCUAACGGAGAGAGUUGGCGCCGAUAAGACGAUGACAUUCUACUUCCCGAGCUGUGGUAAAAUCCCACCGCCAAUCAUUAUGGUACAACAUGUCAGCUUCAAGUACGCAGACAACAAGCCGGAAAUCUACAAGAAUCUAGACUUUGGAAUUGAUCUUGACACUAAGGUGGCCUUGGUGGGACCGAACGGUGCUGGAAAAUCUACGCUACUCAAACUGAUCGCUGGCGAGUUAAUACCAACCGAUGGACUCAUUCGACGACACUCACAUUUGAAGAUUGGACGUUAUCAUCAGCACUUACAAGAACAGUUAGACCUAGACAUGACUGCCCUGGAUUGGAUGUUAAAGUGUUACCCAGAUGUCAAGGAGCGAGAGGAAAUGAGAAAAAUCAUCGGCCGAUACGGUCUGUCAGGAAUGCAACAGGUUUGCCCUAUCAGAAAUCUGUCGGAUGGCCAGAGAUGUCGUGUGAUAUUUGCAUGGUUAGCGUGGCAGAACCCACAUCUAUUGAUGUUGGACGAACCUACCAACCAUUUGGACAUUGAGACCAUCGAUGCACUGGCAGAGGCAAUCAAUGACUUUGAUGGCGGCCUCAUGUUAGUUAGCCACGACUUCAGACUUAUAUCACAGGUUGUCGAGGAAAUUUGGAUAUGUGAGAAACAGACAGUUACGAAAUGGGAAGGAGAUAUAUUCGCGUACAAGCAGAUGUUGACACAGAUUGUGAAGAAGGACAAUGCAAAGCUUGCAAAACUACAACAGACGCAGAAAAAAUGAUGACGGACAUUUUUUAGGAACUGAAAUUUAGGACAAAUGUAUCUGCACCAUGGAAACAUCAGAAAUAUGUUUGAAACUUUUGUUUCCAUGAGUUUAACUCGUUUAUUGGAGGACCUGGAUAAGAUCUCUGAUGUGAUAAAUACUUUGAACAAUUUGGCCGUUCCGUAUUGUUGAUAUGACAGAUUGUUUUUACCAAGACACUUGAGCUGUUAGCAAUAUAUAGAUAUAUAUCUGCAAAUGCAUGGUAAAAUGAUGAAUAUUUUCUAAUUCUGAAAAUUCAUACCAGUAAAGACAAUACAAAGUACACGAGUCUGACUGACAGGUCUAGUUCUAACAUGGGUACUGUAUGGCAAACAAAAAGAUCUGCUACAAUGACCUCUAGUAGAUGUCUGGAAGCGUGAUUUAGCAUUUACACUAGGAUUUAGCCCGUUGUAUCUUUACAAGUUCUAGUGAAACCAUAGCGGUCAUUUGCUCUGGUGUUCCGUUAUAAUUUACAGUCAAGUAUUUAAAAAGCAUUUUUCAUUUGGCUGCAUUUACAAAUUGCUUGGAACUAAGGUAAGUGUCCCAGACGAAAUACUCGUUUAGAUUGCUCUUGUUUGCUUUUAAAGAAACUCUACCCUGUAGGAUGGAGUGUUUUUGCUGAACAAAAUCAAAGGAUUAUAAAGAUUUGAUCCAUUGUGUAACAUUCUGUACUAUUUAAAAUGACAUAUUUGUUUUUAUUUAUUUUCAUCUGUUGAUUACCCAUAUUGGUGAAUAUUUUGACAUUUAAUGUUCCGAAAAUUGGAACUGAUUCCUAAAGCUUGUUCAAAAGGUAAUGCUGAUUCCAUGUUGUGUAUAAACUCCAUAACUGAAAUCAUUAAAAAUCAAUUUCAUGGUCGAGUAGUCGCAUGAAUCGUAGCACAGAAGGAUGAUUCUUUUUAAAUGUCUGCAUGUGUAAAAAUGAGUUUCCGUCCUCAACAUUCAUGCUCUGAAGAAGUUUUUGUUGGAAUAAACUGAAAUAUAACGAGUUUUGAAACCAAUUUAGUAAUUGAUUGAUUUACAAAUUAUAUUUGAUAGCUUUACAAAAAAGUUGUUGUUUCACUCUGUUUUAACUUUAAUCCCACGAACAGCUUAAUUCGAACGGCAAAUAUACAUUAAAAUAGAGAGUUAUCUUUGAAAUAUUGGACAUGACAAGAAACGUUACUUUCAUUUGUCUCACCAAUAAUGCGAUUUACAUCUAGUGGUUUACUCUACCUUGAUUUACAUAUGUAUAUAUAAAGUACACACUUCAUGGUACUUUUUUCUCUCGUCUUCAAUGAAGACUUUUUGUGUCGCUGCAUUUUUACAAACUGAUGUAAAUUACGAUUUUUAAGAUAAUACAUGUAUUCAGUUUUAAUUAAUUUAUAUUUCCCAACAACCACAACCCCAGUUUAUGAAAGAAUUCUAGACUUCAUCAGCUUCAAAUGAUUGUAGAUAAAGAAAUCUGUAUUGGAUUUUUGGGGUUGGUAUAUUUGGAGCAAGUGUUGGUAGUAAAAUGUAGCUGAAUAUAUGAGAUUUCUCUUUCAUAGAAAUUUCAUUGUUUUCUCCACUAUUUAGAAACAAAUUGGCAUCAGUAAAAAAACUUCUUGUUUUUGAAGUCCACGAAUCAAAGCCAGAUGGCUUGUUCAAGGCAGGACUUUGAGAGAAAGUCAUAGCAAUGUUUCUAGCAAUCGCAGAAAUAGUUUGACAAUUGUGCUUUUAAAUUAUGGUAUUGGAACUUUUAAACUCAAUGCAAUUCAGUGCAUUAUGUUUUCAGUACAUUGUACCUAUGAAUGGGCAAAAGGACGUGAAUUUUAUUUUGGAACUGCAUUUUGUUGUAUGCAUAUUUUGUACAUUGAAGCGUGUAACUUAUUUGCACUAUCAUGAACAAAAAUAGUUUUGAAAAACAAAACAAAAAUGAUGGAGAGAAAAACAAAACAAAAAUGAUGGAGAGA